Molecule: messenger RNA, 360 nt
Organism: Prunus avium (sweet cherry)
Lineage: Eukaryota; Viridiplantae; Streptophyta; Magnoliopsida; Rosales; Rosaceae
Source: RefSeq, a predicted model, not a curated record
AUGGCUUCCCUCUUGCUGGUCUCAACAACGGAAAAAUCCCAUGCAUCAUCACCUGGCAAGUCUCAUGCACAUUCUCAAUCGAGUGCUGCUCCAUCUAAGGCUUCACCUUCCCCUUCUCCAUCGAGCGCUCCACCAAAGGCUGGUCCUACUGCGCCCGAAGCUGACUCUCCGCCUUCUCCUCCCUCAUUUUCCCUUGUUAGCUCUGCUGAGAUUUCUCCCUCUUUGAGUUCUGGUUCGUCUUCUGAGGCCCCUACAUCCGCUCCUAACUUGGCAGUUUCGAAAAAGUUCGCAUGGCCGGUGGGAUUUACGCUGCAAACUUGGUUAAAUAAGCACUUUGGGGGUGGAGAAAGGAUCCACUAG